AAACUGGAUUGUUUAUAAAGGAGCAACCUUCUCCGUCUCGGCCCGGCUCUUUUGACCGAAUAUCCGAGUUAUUCUGCUCGGCUGGUACGCCGUUUUGUUAUCACUCUACAUUAUAGUCUUCAACGAGGCCGAACUUGUUCGAUACGACAUUACAAGGCGAUUAUAUUUAGAUGACGUUUAAAAACCUACAACGCCCCUUUCUCAGCCGACCUUCCUCGCUCCCGAAUUCUUUCGGUGGUUUCCCUGGUAACCAGGAUGUUCACAGAGGAUUCAGCACACCAGGAUUUACACGCUCACGUGACAAAGGGCCCCCAAAGGAAUGUUUCUCUCGCCCACCCCAGGCGUGUUUCUCCAUGACCAUCACCCAACUCUCCACUCCUGGACCCAAACCUAUCGCUAAACCCAGGACUGCUCCUAUCAUCAACUAUCCUAAGCUCACUAAGAGACGCCCCAUGACAAGACCUAAACCUCCUCCCCCAGUUCAGAUAGCAGAGCCGGAGCCGGAGGUGGUGGAGGAUGAAACGUGUCCGGCAUGUCUACUGCUGAUGGAGUACGGGGUCAGCGAGAGUGAUCUGGAUAGUUUGGAGCCCUGUCUUGCAGACCUCAGUGACAGAGACGACUCCAGUGAUCUGAGAGAUGAGGUGGUUGUUGAGUCUAUCACAUCAGCGAACUCAGAGCGUUUGUCCAAUCUGAACGGUCGAGGUAAUGACUCAAGUAAAGCUCUGUACUACACCCUUGCUUCUUCUACUGUUCUUGAGAAGAACAACUUCAGUGGAAAUACUAGGGAACUUGACAAUGUAUUUCUAGCAGCUGCUAAGUAUGGGGACAUGGACAUACUGCUCCGAACCUUAGACAGACACAGUAUCAAUAUAAACGUACGGGACGAAACUAACGGGGACACCGCCCUCCUUCUUGCUGCAAAAGGAAACAACUCUAAGGUGGUAGAAGCGCUGGUAGAGAGAGGAGCUGAUGUGACACUCCUGAACGAGGAUGGUAAAGGGGCUCUGGAUCUAGCCUCCAACUAUCUCCGACUCUCCGUCCUGUCGAAGUACCCAAAGAGUCCGGCUCAUUCCGCAGUAGCCGUCAUAAAGGCAGCAUGGCAAGGAGAUAUCGUGUCUCUUAAGAACAUACUGGCUACCCAUUCAGGGGGUAAUGUGCUGGAUAACAUGACGGAGGAGGGACUAACGCCACUUCUAGUUGUAACCCGGGACAUUAACACCUUCCUCAGAUUACAGCGGUCGAUCAGACUGAGUUACGAUCCAACUAAAUGCAUCCAGGAGCUCCUGAAACACAAAGCAAACGUGAACGCUACAGAUAUGGAGGGGCACACUGCACUGCACUUUGCUACCCGGAUAUCGGCACAGAAACUCUGCAGAGACAUUGUCGAACUGCUCCUUCUUCACAGACCUGUUAUAAAUAUCCUGGACCGAACGAAUCUAGCACCACUACACACGGCAACUAAUAAUGAUAAUGUGGCGGUAGUGGCGGCGCUGGUAGCCGCCGGCGCUAAUCCUAACCUUCACGGUAUAGGUGGUGCCACACCUCUUCAUAUCGGAGCUCAGCAAGAGAACGAGGAUAUCAUCAGGAAGCUGGUGUUAGCGGGUGGAGAUGUAAAUGCUCUGGAUAGUGCCGGUAUGACUCCUCUCUGUGUUGCAAGGAGUCACAAGAUAAGGGAACUCAUGAGAUCUCUAUUUGCGGACUUGGCAGCGGACAAGGGACUGGAAAUAAAACUGAAGUAUGACGAGCUAAUGAGCAAGAGGAAGUUACAGAAGAUGUUGGAACCCCCUCCCCCUCCCCCUCCGGAACCAAAGGAGAAGAUGGACACUGGGAGACCCGAUUAUAAACCUCUUCAGAGAGCACUCAUCAACGAUGCGUACCGGAACAAGUACGAUUACGACGUUAACAAGCGAGUACCCCGGCUGGUGGAAGGCAAGAGACUGGAUUACAACGCUCGGAGACGCUCCUCGGACAAAUCCGUUGUUAGUUUAUUCCCACGUAUCGAGCCGGAGAAUCCAGUUUUACUGUUGAAGCGUCACAUGAACAGUCCGAUAGAGGUGCCCAUCAUGCAGAGACAACAGUCCCGCCUGAAGCCCAACGGUGUGUUCAUCACCCAGAACUCUUGUCAGAAGAGCGGACUCACUGAUAUACCCAAGACCCGGCCCCCCAUCCCAAAACACACGUGUGGAUUCGUUAAACCAGACCGAAAUGGUAGCGAUAAAACCCGAAAAUCAGAUAAAGAAAGCAACGCUUCCGGUGGGAAUAACAACAAAGUGCCGGACAAUGAGCAAUGGUUACCCGGAGCCCCAAUGAUACUGAACGGAAGUGACGGUUCACGUUCCCGUCCAACAAGCGCUGUGACCGGGUCCUCCUCCCAGUCCUUCAAGGGUCCUAAAAUACACCUGAAACACGUGUUGAGGAACAUUCUAGCAGCUAGCAAAGGAAUGCACCAUGAGAAUCUGCUGGAUAGAUACGUACAGCAACAGAGACCUAUAAAAGUUAAAGAGAUGGGGUUUGUGGACUUCUUGCUGCAAGAUGAUGACCCUGACAAGGUGAGCGAAGCGAGCUCCUCUAUAAGAUCUCAUAACUUCUCAGACAGCUCCUCGAUGUCGGGUCAGAGCAUGACAAGCGCAUCAGCAGAACCCGCCGCAGAACCCUCCGCAACCCCAGAAACCAUCACCGCUUCUCGGAUAUCAAUCGGGGAAACCACCCCGGAAAUGCCGUCAGUAAAUCUUCCCAAGUUGAGACAAUUUCCAGCUCCUGCUGCCUCGCAAGAUCAACCCCUCAGGGCAUCUACUAAACCUGUGGUGGAAAGAAUUAACGGUUCAGUCUCAAAAGAGAGGAGGGGCUCUAUUACUAAAGAGAGGAGGAGUUCUAUAACUCGUCCACAUGAUUUGAUACUCAGACGAAACUCGAACGACGACUGCAGAAAAAUGUCAGUUGUGAACAUAGCAUCCCCCUACAACUCGCCCUCAGAAACCCCUAAAAUCUCAAGCCGUUCCUCCAAAGACUCUGGUUACGGCAGCCUAGCAACCAGCAGCCUAGCAACCCUCCUCAACCGUCCCACUGAGCAGGAGACCCCGGAGGAGACGGCUCCAAAACACGUGACCGCUGUAGUGGUGAGCCAGGAGUCACGUGGUGACGUGGAGAAGGACGGGGACUCUGACAGUGGGUCUGAAACUGAGGUUGAGGAAGAUGAAAAUGUGAAGUCGGGUGAAAUCACGCUGAAAAAAGAGGCGGAGGAGAGAGAGGCCAGCUUACCUGAAGUUGAAAAGUCGGUUGAGGUUGAAGAACCUGAGGCUAUGGAGGAAGCUGGUCCUAUAGUCGGUGUCAAUCAUAACAAAGUCCUGCAGUUACAAGGGCAGCGGAUUAAAUCAGUUCCAAAGCUGUCUAACAGCAACAAUCGCCCAAACAAGUUCAAGGAACUGACAUUCAAGAAAAAAGUGUACAGUCGUCGUCUUCCUCAGAUCAAGGAAGAGAAUAGAACAUUGAAGAGAGGUGACUCGGCAAUAUCCCGGUUCAAGAAGAGGGAAAGGAGGGCGACGCGCAGUGCCAAGAGUGGUACUUCUGAGUCUUCCGGGGAGAAAGAGAACACUCCUAAUCAGAACGUGUCUCGCCCUGGUACUGUACCCUCGAAACCAGUACUUGGAGUAAACCUCCCCUCCAAACACAAACCACGCCCCAAAACCAGCGACUCCAGAUCAGACAAAUCCUCACCCCAAGAACCGGAGGACCCUGACAAAAUUUCUGAAGACAAGAUAACCGCGGAACUAGACCAGAUAACAAGGCACGACAAGAAUCUGCUGAAGAGACUGUCCACGAUGAAGGAUCUAGACGCCCUGGUGUCGACCAAUCCUCUUCAGCUUGUGAGCAAGCAGAUUGUGGAGGUUAUAGGAGAAGCUCCGGGUGAUGUUAGGUUCAAUGAUAAUAGGUCCUUGUGGAGUGACAAGAAAUCUGUUAUGACUAGCUUCACAGGCACGACCAGGAUUGAGAGUAUAAUGGGUGACACUACCCAGUGGAAGAAGGGACGCUUGUUAGGGUCAGGUGGAGGUGGUAAAGUUUGGUACGGCAUGACUCAGGAGAAGAUCGAGGUAGCAGUGAAGCAGAUAGAACUGUACGGAGAGCACGAGGAAGCUAGGGACGAGUACAUUGAGCUCCAAGAGGAAGUGAAACUGCUCAAGUGCCUGAAACACGACAAUAUCAUUCGGUACUACGGCACGUGUUUACAGGACAACUGCGUGAACAUCUUCAUGGAGUACAUCGACGGUGGUUCACUAGCAUCUCGUAUCAAAAAGCUAGGCAGUCUUCCUGAACGAACAAUACAGAGCUACACUUUCCAACUAUUGGACUCCUUAAAAUACAUCCACGCUAAAAACAUCGUCCACCGCGACAUCAAGGGACAGAACAUCCUCGUUACAAGGGACGAUCAGAUCAAACUGAUCGACUUUGGGUGCGGUAAACGUUUGCGGAGGAGCAUGCACAACGCGGACGCACUGAAAACAAUGCGAGGUACUCCGUACUGGAUGUCACCUGAAGUGAUUACUGGUAACGGUCACGGCAUCAAGUCAGAUAUCUGGAGCUUAGCUUGUACCGUAUUCGAGAUGUUGUCCGGGCACCCUCCUUGGCACACUCUGCCAACAAUGGCUGCUAUCUACAAGAUAGGAACCGGCCGUUUGCCCGCAUAUCCUGAUAACGCAUCUGAUUACUGCAUCGACUUCAUGAAGGCUUGCUUCAUUGUGGACACUAAAGAAAGGCCUUCUGCAGAAGAGUUGUUGAAGCACGAAUUUAUCGAACUUUACAGUAACCGAUUAAAAAACUGAUGUUCGUGUAAAUGUUAUUGGUAUCAUUGCUAGGAAUACAAUUUGACUUCAGAAAUAAUCCGGAGCUGUAGAGGGGGGUGGGUCAUGAGUAUUUUUGAAAGCCCCGACAAAAAUGGUCAAAUUCUCAGAUUCAAAAAUUCUCAAAAAUACUCAUGACCCCCCCCCCCCCCCUGUAGAAUUGUGUAACGUUAAUGUUGGACUGGAUUUGAAACUAAAUUAUUCGUCACUAGCUAUAUGCCCGUCCUACGUACAAUUAGUCCUGCUUUGAAAAUACAAAUCCGUUUUAAGACAAAUUCAAGCCACCCAGCUUAAACAUUCCAUUUCGAGCACUCCAUAAACCAUGUAUAAACCUUGUAUCCCUUCUGUAAUAUGUUUUACACAUAGCUAUUGUGUCAAAAUUACACUAGCGUAAUCGUUCGGAAACCCCCCUCCCCCUCGGCUGAUUACGUUAUAUGUGAACGACCCCUAUUAAGUUUAAAGAUUUAAAAAGGGUUUGGGGAAAUAGAUAAUAUCGAUAACGUAGCUUGAUUGGACAAGGCCUUAUAGUUAUUUAAAACGGUAAAGUUUAAUGUUUAAUUGUUUAUCGUGUUCACAUUAUCGUAAUUAUUAUGCCAGUUUAUUGUUGAAAUUAUUAUUGUCAGUUUCAAAAAUUGACGAGUUAGUCUUUGACGAGUCAAAAUUUUAGAAACAGUUAAAUUUACGAUUGAUAUCGAUUUUAUAUAAUGUUUUAGUUUUCCAUCUCAAAUUUUAAUUACGUUAUACUUCUAGUU
Bolinopsis microptera is the source of this 5587-nucleotide messenger RNA. RefSeq names its product ankyrin repeat domain-containing protein 12-like. Gene Ontology annotation, molecular function: protein kinase activity; ATP binding; protein binding. Bases 171 to 4817 code for a protein of 1548 amino acids. The record is from RefSeq and is a predicted model, not a curated record. Gene Ontology annotation, biological process: protein phosphorylation. The transcript has 29 exons. Lineage: Eukaryota; Metazoa; Ctenophora; Tentaculata; Lobata; Bolinopsidae.